Molecule: messenger RNA, 1246 nt
Organism: Trifolium pratense (red clover)
Lineage: Eukaryota; Viridiplantae; Streptophyta; Magnoliopsida; Fabales; Fabaceae
Product: hypersensitive-induced response protein 1
Exons: 6
Coding region: 165-1025 (286 amino acids)
Source: RefSeq, a predicted model, not a curated record
UAUUCUCAAAAUAGAUAGAUUCAAAUCAAAUGCUUCGUGAAAGGGUUUCCAAUACACACUAGCAUCGUGUAUAUAUAGGAAGCACUUAAUAGCUUCAACCUAAUUGGAUUAUUAACAAUUUUCAAUUUCAAUUCCUCUCUCUCUCUAGCUGCAAGGAUUGAAAAAUGGGUCAAGCUUUGGGAUGCUACCAAGUCGACCAGUCGAAUGUUGCUAUCAAAGAGCAAUUUGGAAAGUUUGUUGAUGUUUUGGAACCUGGAUGUCAUUGUUUGCCUUGGUGUUUUGGCUACCAGAUAGCUGGUGGAUUAUCACUUCGUGUCCAGCAACUUGAUGUUAAAUGCGAGACCAAAACCAAGGACAAUGUCUUUGUGAAUGUGGUUGCGUCAGUACAAUACCGCGCUGUGGCUGACAAAGCAUCUGAUGCCUUUUAUAGGCUCACCAACACAAGGGAACAGAUCCAAUCAUAUGUUUUUGAUGUUAUAAGGGCCAGUGUACCAAAGUUGGAGCUGGAUUCAGUCUUUGAGCAGAAGAAUGAUAUAGCAAAGUCUGUUGAACAGGAGCUUGAGAAGGCGAUGUCAAUGUAUGGAUACGAGAUAGUCCAGACUCUCAUUGUUGAUAUUGAACCUGAUGUUAAUGUCAAGAGAGCCAUGAACGAGAUCAAUGCAGCUGCAAGAAUGAGGUUAGCUGCGAACGAGAAAGCUGAAGCAGAAAAAAUCUUGCAGAUCAAGAAAGCCGAGGGAGAAGCUGAGUCCAAAUAUCUGUCAGGACUUGGUAUAGCUCGCCAACGUCAAGCCAUUGUGGACGGACUAAGGGACAGCGUGCUCGCCUUCUCCGAGAAUGUCCCUGGAACAUCAGCUAAAGAUGUGAUGGACAUGGUGUUGGUGACUCAAUACUUUGACACCAUGAAAGAAAUCGGAGCAUCCUCAAAAUCUUCAUCCGUGUUCAUACCACAUGGUCCCGGUGCUGUUAGAGACAUUGCUGUGCAGAUUAGAGAUGGUCUUCUUCAAGGAAAUGCUGCAAAUCUAUAAGUGCAUAAUAAAUAUAUAGUAAUGCUUCUUAUGUUUGGAUGUUUGCAUUUUUAUGUUGAUAUUGUAGAGAUAUAUGGAUCUCAAGUUUUAUAUUCUGAGUGGUAAUUUUCAAAUUUUGUUUGUUAAUACAGUAUUAUUAGAAGAUUGCUAUUACUUUACAAAAAUAUUUUUGCUUUUGUUAUGUCUUGUUUUAUAAAAUAAUGUGUAAAUUCUUAACUGUC